UUAUCAGGAGAGCAGUGUCACCUGGCAUUCCAGUUUGCCUAAUAAAAUUGGAGAGGGUGAUGAAGGCCGCCCCACCCCCAGCCAGCCAGGUUUCAGGGCUCUAAGGCAGCCUACCUAAGGUUGCUGUAAACAGGCAGCUUGUUGGCCUUUCCUGUAUUUACAGGGACAAUAUCCUGGAAGGCAAAUGAACAAGCAAUGGGAGAUGGACGGCCAACCUCGCAGCCGAGGGGGCGGACCUUCCGUGCGGAGGCUGAUUAUUUGCUGAUGGAGACACAGGCAGACCACUUCCCCUCCUCUCCUCACACUCAGCAGGUCCUGAGAGCUUCAACUCCAGGAAUUUGACUCUGCAAGCCCAGAAGAAAAUCCUGAGCAAAAUGGCCACUAUGGUGGUGGCCAACUUACUGACAGAUGACACCAGCAGCGAGAUCCUGGACGAGCUGUACAAGGCAACCCGCGAGUACACCCAGAGUAAGAAGGAGGCGCACAAGAUCAUCAAGGAUGUCAUCAAGAUUGCUCUGAAGGUCGGCAUCCUCUACCGCAACAACCAGUUCAGCCCAGAUGAGAUGGAGACGGCGGAGCGAUUCAAGAAGAAGAUGAAUCAGGCGGCCAUGACGGCAGUCAGCUUCUAUGAGGUGGACUACACCUUUGACCGGAACAUUCUCUCAGAGCUGCUGCUGGAGUGCCGGGACCUUCUGCAUGAGCUGGUGGAGACCCACCUGACAGCUCGCUCCCAUAGUCGCAUUGACCACGUCUUCAACCACUUUGCAGACGUGGAGUUCCUGUCUGUGCUUUAUGGCUCCUCCGAGGAGUACGGACUUUGCUUGAAGAACAUCUGCCAGGGGAUUAACAAACUUCUCGAGGAGGGUGUGCUUUAAUUCAUGAGCUUCUCUCAUACAUUUGCCUCUAUUUUCUUUCCCGUUGCCUUGUGUGUUAUAAAUUUUGACUGGAUGGAGAUGUCUUCAUGGAUUUAUUAUAUAUACAUAUAUUUUCCCUGGUUUCUCUGGUGUAAGUCUUCUUAUUGUUGUAUAUUUCAGAGUUAGAAAAGCCUUACUAAUUAUGAUUAUGAAUAUUUUAUAGACAUUGCGCCGGUCAUGCCCUGCUCCAUUUUUAACAGCACAUUAGAAAAACAUGCAGCACCGUUCCACAUUUAUUGCUGUGGUUCCAGUCACACCUACGCCCACUUAAAAAUACCUACCCACUGCAGCUUUUUUUAAUCCAACCGCUUAACUCGGGAUGGAAUGCGAUGUGUCACCUUUCCUACAUGGAUCACAAGCGACCGUUGACAGCCUUCACUUUCUGCAAAUCUUUUAUUUAUAUAUUUAUUAUCUUUUUUAAACAGGGCAGCUCUCCAGGGUCAGAGAUUCGAAUAGCACCCCUACUCUGCGCUUCAACAUCGCCUGCCCUCCCUGUGUCAUGCAGAUCUCCUCCCAUUGUCCAAAGAUGUCCAGUUGGGCUAAUUAGUGUCUCUAAAUUGCCUGUAGUGUGGAUGUGUAUGUGUGGUCCAGGGUGUAGCCCCAGCAUGCCUGGGAUAGGCUCCAGGUCCUUCUGCGACCAUGACAAAGAUAAACAGUGAGAAGAUCUUUGUAAGCAUAACACACUACAUCUCCUUGCUGACUGCCUGGUGACUCCAAAUUAGCUAAACAGUCCUGAUUCUCCAGAAGCCAUGUGAAUGUGUGGAUGCAGUUAUUUCAUACUCCCUCCUUGGUAAAGAGUAUAAUAUAAGAAAACGUCUUUUAUUAAAGGUUACUUAUGAAAUUAACCUGGAA
Paramormyrops kingsleyae is the source of this 1766-nucleotide messenger RNA. NCBI's taxonomy places the organism in Eukaryota, Metazoa, Chordata, Actinopteri, Osteoglossiformes, Mormyridae. The record is from RefSeq and is a predicted model, not a curated record.